UCCCUAAAAUGGCGCACACAGCUCGGACUCGUUUCCCAGCUCGGCCCUGGAAAAAAUCAGGACGCUCGCGUAUUCUGGGCUUGAAAAAUGAUUUUAAAUGCGGUUUCGACGCCGCAUUGCCAGUCUCUGCCGCUAUCAGCAAAAACCUUCACAAGUUUCAUGACCUCUUCGGAGAAAGCAGCAGCAGUGAGGAUGAACAGUUUUUGGGUUUCUGUUCAGAUGACAACAGCGUACGAAGCCCUGCAAGGUGUCACUUCAGAUCUCUGCGAGUUGAAUCUCCUCAAAGGAAGCUUCGAGGAAGACAACGGACAUUUUCUUCACAAAGUUCGGAUGUGUUAUCAGAUUCGUCCUCUGCAUUGUCGCCUCCGAACAAGCUUGAGUCGAAGCCUGUUGAAAAAGAAAAGAAGCAAGAAUUGAAUAGCAGCGAGAGGAAGAGAGGUCGACCUCCAGUGUUAACCAAUCCAAAGCUUCAUAUCACAGAAGACAAGAAAGAAGCAUCCAAUGGGAAAACGGAGAAACAAAAAAAUGAAAAAGAAAAGAAAGUGAAGAAGAAGCCAGCAUUAUUGCAGCAGGUAACAAAAAUAAAGAAACUAAGAGUCGUCAAAUUGUCACCUUUGCAGUCCAAAUUAAAAAAAGCGAAACUACAGAUUAAUAGCAAUGUGGGAAAGAUUGAACGGAAGAGGGGGAGACCACCUUCUUCAGAGCGAUUGAAGACUAUUCCAAAACUCCUUGUUCCAGCACAAACCAAGAAACAAAAAAGCCUACGUAAGGAGAAAGAUGGAACACCAAUACAGAAAUCAUCUGUGACAAAAGAGAUGAAGUCUGCUGUCAGACAGAGACCCCGGAGAAUAACCAAACCAGUUAGAGUUGUUCCUGUCACAAAAAGGACUGAUGCAGCUAUUGCAAAACAACUUUUGCAGAGAGCUAAAAAAGGAGCUCAGAAGCGCAUGGCUUCACCUCAGCUGAAAAAUAUUCGUCAGUUUAUCAUGCCAGUUAUCAGUGCCAUUUCUUCAAGGAUAAUCAAAACUCCAAAAAGAUUUAUUGAAGAUGAUAGCUAUGUACCUCCUAUCAAAGCUCCACGCCUAGAGUCAACUCCAACUAGUCGGUUCAGCUCGGUAUCUUGUGGGUCGAGCGAGAAAUCCAGUGCUGUUUCACAGCAUUCUUCACAAAUGUCUUCUGAUUCUUCAAGAUCAAGUAGCCCCAGUGUUACCUCCACUGAUUCACAGGUGUCUGAUGAAUUGCAGACUCUUUCUGAAGUAACAACUCAAACAACUGAUUUGCACAGUUGCUUAAAUGCCUCACAGUCCAAUGAACCAGGAGGCACAGAUAAAAAGGGUCACAGAUUUCCAAUGCCAGAAAGAAGCAAUGCUACAACAAGUAAGAAAUUGCCAACUUCUUCACCACAGCCAACGUCCUCCUCUCCUCCACCACCUCUGCUUUCUCCUCCUCCCCCACUGCAACAAACUUCAAACAUAUCUGAUCAUUCUCCCUGGCUGAUGCCUCCAACCAUACCAUUUAUUUCCCCACCAACAGGCCUUCCAGAAAAACGGAAGUCUAUCUUAAGAGAGCCAACAUUCAAGUGGACAUCUCUCAAAAACUUGAGGCCAGAAUCGCAUCAGUAUUUCUCCUCAGCAAAGUAUGCCAAAGAAGGACUUAUUCGCAAGCCAAUAUUCGAUAACUUCAUAACAUCGCCCUUAACUCCUGAAGAUGUUGGCUUGUCAUCCAGGUUUCAUUCAUCUUCCAGUUCAACACCACCACGAUUUUUCUCUUCUCUUCAUCCUACUUCUAGGUUUGAUACUCAUAAGAGAAGUCCUCUGCUUCGUGCUCCACGAUUUACUCCUAGUGAAGCCCACUCCAGGAUUUUUGAGUCUGUUACUGUAUCACCACGCAAUCUGAUUCGAUCUUCAGUUUCUGUCUCGGGUAAAGGGCAUUCUUCCAAAAGGAAGAACAGAGAGUUGCAUAUAUCAAGCCGUAUUGAUCCAAAAUCUCCUUCACACUCCAUGAGAACCAGAAGUGGAAGACUGAUUUCUGCAGAUCUAUCACCAAUAACUCCACAGACUCCUAUAACAUCCUCAUCUCCUGUAAGCAGCAUUCUAACUGGUGCCUUAACUCCCCCUCUUGGUGGUUUGGUGCAGUCCGAAGGAGCAACAAAAGAUAAAGAUGGUAGAGUAAAACUUGUAGCUCGACAAACCAGCACUCCAGGGGACAGCUUCUCUGCAGAGUCGGCAAGUCCAACAUCUCCAUUGUUUCCAUCACUAACACCCAGUACCCAAAAAGACAGGGGCAAAAGCAAGGACAAGCAAACUGAAGAAAUAAUCAAAGAGAGAGAUUUUGAGAAAGGAUCAGAGAAAGACAGAGAAAGAGAUAAGGAAAAGGAAAAUAAACGAGAAACAAGGAAGGAAAAGAAAUUGCAGAAUAAAGGGACUGAGCCUCAGAGUCCCGCACCAUUGUUCCUUUUCCCAGUUGCUGUGGAAGAAGAACGAACUGUUGUAGAGGAUGUGGCUGCUUCAUCUUCAAUAAAAAAAGUUUCAGGAAGGGCAAAAAGGACAAGUUCAACUGAUAAAGGUUCAGGGGUUUUGGGGGAUGGUCUUUCCUCAACACACUCUGAUGGGAAGAAUAAAAGUACGAAGAAAGGCAGAUUGGGAGCUGAAGAAAUAGUGCCGGUAACUGGUGGGACAGAAAGCAGUACAGCUGCAUCCAUUAGCAAUAAAGACAAGCCUCCUCGACAUUCUUCAAUAACCUCUAUGUUCUCAUCUGGCACUCUGAAGCAUUCUGCACCCGCUAUUAGUAGCAUGCUAGCGCAAGCAGACAAAAUGCCAACAACUGAUAAACGAGUGGCAAACCUUUUAAGAAAGGCUAAAGCACAGCUUUGCAAGAUUGAAAAGAACAAGUCAUUAAAAAUUGCUAACCCAACAAGAUCUCAGGGUCAAGAAAGUGAUUCUUCAGAAACAUCAAUACCAGGCCCUCGAAUAAAACAUGUUUGUAGACGGGCUGCUGUGGCACUUGGUCGGAAAAGGGCCGUGUUUCCUGAUGACAUGCCUACCCUGAGUGCCUUGCCUUGGGAGGAGCGAGAAAAGAUACUAUCUUCAAUGGGAAAUGAUGAUAAAUCAUCAGUAGCUGGGUCAGAAGAUGCUGAACCACCAACACCAGUGAUUAAACCAGUGGCCAAGCACAAAGUUCCGCAGGAGCCUGUUGUUCGAAAAGGGAGGAGGUCACGUAGAUGUGGGCAGUGUCCAGGCUGCCAAGUUCCAGAUGACUGUGGCCAGUGUACAAAUUGCUUGGAUAAGCCCAAAUUCGGUGGUCGAAAUGUGAAAAAGCAAUGCUGCAAAAUGCGGAAAUGUCAAAACCUUCAAUGGAUGCCUUCUAAAGUACCUCCUCCAAAGCCAGUUAAUAAAGUGAAGAAAAAGGAAAAGAAAACAAAAUUACAAGAGAAAAAGGAGGCUCCACCAGAAAAGCAGCAGAUCGACACCAGCCAUAAGAACUCUCCACAGAGUGUUUCACAAGAUCACAUACAGAAAGUAAACCAAGUUCCUCAUCAACAGAGUGAGCAGCAGUCUGAAGAAGGCAGCUCCUCUCCACUUUCAGAAGCUCAACAACAGGCUACGUUGGUUUCACCUCUGCGGAAACCCAGCAAACAACUUCCACAGCCACUUGAACCCAGUAUGCCUCUACAGCCAGGUCACGUGCAAUUAAAGAAAGAAUCAACUAAGUCUGUGCUGAAUGACCCAAAGAAAAAACAGCCACUGCAAACCGAAUCAGCAAUAGAGCUGAGCAAGCAGAAGAAACCCCCUGCUCGUUUCAAUAUUCAGUUAAAAACUAAAAAGCCGAAAGAAAAGGACAAAGUGGUUCCUGUCAGUAAGUUUGAACCCAGUACUCUGAAUCUCCUCACUACGUUCACAAAUGUUAGUUGUGGAAAACAGAAGCCAGUGGCGGAUGGAGUCCACAGGAUCAGAGUGGAUUUCAAGGAAGACUGUGAUGUGGAAAAUGUGUGGGAAAUGGGUGGACUUAGCAUCCUGACUUCUGUACCCAUCACUCCCAGGGUGGUGUGCUUCCUUUGCGCCAGCAGCGGACAAGUUGAGUUUAUUUACUGUCAGGUUUGCUGUGAACCCUUCCACCUUUUCUGCCUGGAGGAGAAUGAGCGCCCCCUGGAGGAGCAGUGGGAGAACUGGUGUUGUCGGCGCUGCAAAUUCUGCCAUGUUUGUUGCCGACAAAAUAAAUCCUCAAAGCAGCUUCUUGAGUGUGGCAAGUGUCGAAACAGCUAUCACCCAGAGUGCCUGGGACCAAACUAUCCAACAAAACCAACUAAGAAAAAGAAAGUCUGGAUAUGCACCAAAUGUGUAAGAUGUAAGAGUUGUGGAGCUACAACGCCAGGGAAAGGCUGGGAUGCACAGUGGUCACAUGAUUUUUCUUUAUGUCAUGAAUGCGAGAAGCUUUUUGAUAAAGGAAACUUCUGCCCACUGUGUGAUAAGUGCUACGAUGAUGAUGAUUAUGAGAGCAAGAUGAUGCAGUGUGGAAAGUGUGAUCGUUGGGUUCAUGCAAAGUGUGAAAGCUUGUCAGAUGAGAUGUAUGAAAUCUUGUCAAAUCUUCCAGAAAGUGUGGCAUACACAUGCAUAAAUUGCACGGAGCAACACCCUGCAGAAUGGCGACUGGCACUAGGCAAGGAACUGCAGAUCUCUUUAAAGCAAGUCUUGACUGCAUUGCUAAAUUCUAGAACGACCAGUCACUUGCUACGAUGCAGGCAGGCAGCCAAACCUCCCGACCUAAAUCCAGAGACUGAAGAAGCUGUCCCUGCUAGAAGCUCACCAGAAGGUCCUGAUCCUCCAGUUCUUACAGAAGUAAACCAGCAGGAUGAACAACCUCUUGAUCUGGAAGGAGUAAAGAGGAAAAUGGAUCAGGCGAGAUACCAUUCGGUGCUGGAGUUCAGUGAUGACAUUGUAAAGAUCAUCCAAACAGCAAUGAACUGUGAUGGAGGGCAGCCUGAAAACAAAAAAGCCAAUAGCAUGGUCAAGGCUUUCUUUAUACGGCAAAUGGAACGAUUCUUCCCAUGGUUUAGUGUGAAGGAGUCCAAGUUCUGGGAGCCUAAUAGGGUCACCCCAAAUAGUGGAAUGCUUCCCAAUGCUGUGUUGCCACCAUCAUCUGAUCACAACUAUGCUCAGUGGCAAGAGCGAGAUGACAGCACACGUACUGAACAGCCAGCGCUUACUAAGAAAAUUAUACCUGCACCACAGCCGAAAGGACCAGGAGAUCCUGACCUACCAGUGCCUCUGCCGCCACCACCGUUCGCGAUAACAGCUGGUUCAGAUAGAAGUCGAGAGGAGAGCCCAGAUAUUGACCCUCCUCCAGAUGUUGAAGACAACAGGCAGUGUGUACUUUGCCUGAAAUAUGGAGAUGACAACAAAAAUGAUGCUGGACGUCUUCUGUACAUCGGUCAGAAUGAAUGGACACACAUAAACUGUGCCUUGUGGUCAGCAGAAGUCUUCGAGGAUGAUGAUGGCUCAUUGAAGAAUGUCCAUAUGGCUGUUAUCAGAGGCAAACAACUGCGCUGUGAACGUUGCCAGAAAGCCGGGGCUACUGUUGGCUGUUGCCUUUCGUCUUGCCAGAGCAACUAUCACUUCAUGUGUGCUCGAGCAAAGAACUGUGUGUUCCUGGAUGAUAAGAAAGUAUACUGUCAGCGGCAUAAAGAUCUGGUUAAAGGAGAGACUGUGGCUGAGGAUGGAUUUGAGGUAUUAAGAAGGAUUUUUGUUGACUUUGAGGACAUCACUUUAAGAAGGAAGUUUCUGACAGGCCUAGAGCCAGAGAGUAUCCACAUGAUGAUUGGUUCUAUGACAAUAGAUUCUUUGGGGAUACUCAAUGAUCUUUCUGACUGUGAAGCAAAACUUUUUCCCAUUGGCUAUCAGUGUUCAAGGGUGUACUGGAGCACAACUGAUGCUAGGAAGCGAUGUGUGUACACGUGUAAGAUUCUGGAACAUAGACCCCCUCCUGUGGAAGCAGAAGAAAACAGCACUUUAGAGCACAAUGAAAACAGAACCGUGGCACAUAGUCCAAGCAGCCCAACAGAAAUUUACACAACAGAGAAUCAAAACACAGGUUCAUCUGAAAUGGCAGAUCAUUAUCCAACCCCUUACGGACCUGGGCCAAUACCUCCGAGAUCGCAGCCUGGUAGUAGGACUCAGAUAUCUAGUUUUUUCCCGUCUCGUCGAUCCACAAGCUCAGGAUCUAGGCCCCUUCCAUCACCAGGGAGCCCCACACCACUGAUUCAUGAGAAAGUCACAUUUGCUGAUGCCCUACUGUCAUCAGGGAGACGGAGUACCAUUUCUAGGAGACAUAGUACAACUUCAGUAUCGCCCCAACAUUCAAGGCACAGGAUGGCUUCUCCUUCUCAAAUGGGCAUAACAUACGUAAGAUCAAGUAGUAAUAUCAAUGCAUCUCCACUGACUUCCCUCAGUGUACCAUCGGAUACAGAUGCAGGAAUCCAAUCUGGUGAAACUUUUCGUAAAGCACUUCAGUCAGACAAACUUGGUAUUCCACUGCAAGCGUAUACGGGACCUUCUAGCCGCCAACGAAUUGGUAGUGCUGAUUCUAUACCUGUACACCAUACAGGGGUUUCUCACACAUUAGUUUUACAGCCUAACAGGACAGAGCCAACAUGUACUGGGCAUCACAGUUCUACAGAGUGUUCUUUAACUUUAUCUGGUAACCUUUCUCGAAGUGAGACCAGUCUACCUGUAAGUACAUUAGAUGGUUUAGUGACAACGUCUGUGUUACCACCGACGUCUACCUCAGUUCCCACAGUAACAGCAUCACGUACAGCACAAAAAGAAGCACGUAACAACAGUGCAUUGCUUACAAAUUCUAACUCGGUGACACCACUCUCCAAAGAUGCUAAAACCUGCAUGUUAUCUUUUCAACAAAAAGAUUCUAGAAGACCAAACGAGCAGUCCAAGGACACUGUGCAUGCAGGAAAAUCAAGCAAGGAGCACUCUCACAGUCAAGGCACUGAGAGAACAAGGUUGCAGUCUGCUGGAGCUAGCCAUACAGUGACUACAGGAAAUGAAUACCCUCGGUCAAACUGUACUGAGAAGAGACUAGUCACUAAAGUGUCCUCAGCAGAUUUUCCCAGAAACAGUAGAGUACAGACAGGAAAGCAUUUUGAGGAAAGCCCAUGUUCCGAUUCUGCUGCAGAUCUAAAGGUUAAUCCAAAAGUAUCUAGCAAUUCACUUCUUGAACUAGUUGAGAACACUCAAAUUAUCGAAGAACCUAAACAGAUAUUUAAUGACAAAUCUGCUGGUACUGAACAUUAUCUUCCUACAAGUAUUAGUGAAAGGAUCCAACCUCCAUCUGACAAGAUCCAGGCUGAUAUUCGCAAAAAAGAAAUGUAUACUUCACAAAAGCAAGAAAUUCAUGGAUAUUUAGAAUCUGAUUACCUUAUUGAUGAGGAUCAUGAUGAAAAUCUAGUCACAUCGAUGUCCGCCAGUUCUCAGGAAGGUGAUGAGCCAUUGUCCUCUGUUAUGCCACCUUCAAUGACAGGAAGUCCAGAAAAUGAGCAGGAAAACCUGAGGUGUCCAAAGUGUAACAAGGUCUACAAACAAAGGGUGAAGAAUUUGUUUCAAAAGCAUGUGCUGCAGUGUGGAAAUCAGACUACACAGGAAGAUGGUGAUGGGAACAAAACUCAGGACAAUGAUUCAAACAAAAGGAGGUAUCCCCGAAGAAGUGCCCGUGCACGCUCAACUACUUUUUUUGGGUUGACUCCCUUUUAUGGUGUAAAAUCGUAUGGUGAAGAAGAUUUUCCAUUCUAUCGAGAUCCCUCCGGGAAAAAACGUGGUGAGCAGUCAACUCAAGGACAGGUAGAUGGAGCUGAUGAUCCAAGUACAUCAUCUGAUGAAGAUGUGGAAUACUACUACAAUUUCACAAGAACAGUUAUCACAUCUGAUAGAGAAGGAAGACUUGAGCCAUGCAGUUUCUUUGAUGGUGAGGAAGAUUGCCGCAUACCCAGGAUAAGUCAACUUGAUGGCGUUGAUGAUGACACAGAAAGUGAUGUUAGUGUAACCGCAACAGCAGGGAAAGCAACACAGGUGAAUAAAAUAAAAUCCAAAGAAAAUGGAACUGAAAGCCUCGACCUUGAUGGAGCAAUUAACAGUGGUACUGUCGAUGGAGAAAAGGAGAACCAUGGGAUUAAAUCAGUUUCUGACCUGAAAAGUAAUGAUUCAAAAUUAGAUAACUGCAUUCCAGUGAGUAGAGUGAAGUCUCAAGGCCAGGACUCCUUAGGGGAGGUUUCUCUCACCUCAUUAGACACUUCAAGACGAGGCCACUCCAGCACGACUUCUGAGAAGAAUUUGCUGGAUAGUUUCAAUACAGACUUGUUGAAGGCUGCUAAUGAUUCAGAUAAUAAUAACAGUGAUGACUGUGGCAAUAUUCUCCCAUCUGACAUCAUGGACUUUGUUCUGAAGAAUACACAGUCUAUGCAAGCACUAGGGGAAAGCCCAGAGUCAUCAUCUUCUGAACUUAUAACACUGAGUGAGGGUUUAGGUUUGGUUAGUAACAGAGGAAAGGAUAUGGGCAGUCUGUUUGAAGUAUUUUCCCAGCCAUUGCCCAGCACAGAACCUGUGGAAAGUGUUGUCUCAGCCUCCAUUCCUGCUGAGGAGCCCUUUGAACUGCCCCUUGAGUUGCCGUCAGACCUGUCUGUUUUAACAACGUGCAGCCCAGCUGUUUCUAACCAAAGCCACAGCAGCCUUACUGUUAUUUCAACAUCCCAGCUGACCCCAUCAGAAGAUCAAUCAGUAUUAAAUUUACCUGCCUCUGAGACAGUGGAAAAAGGGGUAACAGUGACUGGGGAGAAAUCAGUGACAGUGAAUGAACCUGAAGUUACUUUGAUAGGACAUCAAGUGGUGGAACCGUCUGGAGAAAGUCACAUGGCAUCAGAUCAAUUCAUCCAAAGCCACAUAGACACAGAUCAGCUUACUUCCCCAACCUGUACUCAAGUAGAACAAGGACUUAACAGCCAGGAUCUGACAGCGGUUGUUGCAAGCUCGCCAGUUGUCCUUCCAGUAUCUGUUUCACCUUCUGUGCUACCCCAAGGUCAGAAAUAUGUCACGAGUCCAGAUAGUCCUGGACCCACUCCUGUCGUAAGUUCUACGACAGAGACUGCAACACCACUCCCUAAACCAGGAACAGGAGACCUCAUUAUUGUCAAUCAACAUGGACACCCACUGUAUGUUCUCCAGACGCUUCCCAAUGGAGUUACACAAGAGAUAAGUCUAACACCUUCAUUAGGAACUGCACAAGCAGUCAUAGAGACAAACAAUACAGUUCUUGGGCAGAAUGUUUCUAUGGGUUGUAGCUUAGCUUUGGCAACUGGUUUAAAUGUUAGCUUGCCAGCUUCACAGUCAAUAUACACUUCUGCUACCAUGACCAACAGCAGUGGAUUGAUGACUUUAUCACAACACCCUCAGUUACAUUCCUUUGCGGGACCCCCCGCAUCAGCAUUUCAGCCCAACAAUGCUAACUCUGGUUCCAGCCUCCUUAUUGGGGUCCAAUCGCCUCAGGAUCCUCAACUCUUAAGUUCUGAGCCCAGUCAGAGGCCAGAGCUUGUCACUGCCAUGACCUCUAGUACUGGAUCCACUCAAGUCAAGAAAAGGCCAAUAAACCGGCUGCCUUCUAAAAAGGGCAAGAAAUUAGCACCUUCGUACCAGCAAACUUCAGGCUCUUCAGAAAUUGUACCUAAUAUAACUUCAAUCAACUUUUCAUCUUCACAGGUCCCUGGAGGGAUUGCCAACCAGUCAGGAUUAGUGGAUUUAGGAGCACUUACAAACACAGGACCCCAACGAACAAUUCCCAACAUAAUUAAACGUCCAAAAUCUGCUGUAAUGUAUUUUGAGCAGGCAUCAUUAGCUGUGCCUCAGCUUCAGCAAACACUGGGGGCAGUUGGGUCCACAAACAUCAUUGGUCCAGAAAGCAGUCAUCUGGCAGCUGGAAAUGUGUCUGGAUUGGGAUCAGGUCAAUCUGUUUUAAAUGUUGUAUCUAUGCAUGCAGCAACAACAGCAACCAGUGCUGCUGCUGUAACUGGGCAUAUUCUGGGUCAGAGUUCAGUCACCUUAGCUGCUCCCAUGUUACUAGGGACAACAGAUAUCACUGGCUCAAUAAGCAAUCUGUUGAUCAAAGCUAGUCAACAGAGCUUAGGACUUUCAGAUCAAGCAGUAUCAUUGCCUGGAACAGGAAUGUUUCAACACCUAGGACCAUCACAUAGUCCGAACAGUGGACCUCUAUCUCCAGCACAGAGCAUAUGUCUGCUGCCUUCCACUCCAGCAGUUACUGUACCAGUUGUGCCGAGUCCACCUGACCAGGAAGGGACCUAUCAACUCCAUCAAAGAACUCAGAUGUUGCCAAACAAAUGUGUAGCAGCAACUGCUCAAUUAGAUGCUGUGUGUAUUUCAGGUGGCCAGCUAUCAACUACCACAUUGUGCAUGUCGUCCAGUGUCAUGAGUAACCCAGUUGUAUUUUCAAACACCAGCAUGACUUCACCAGCUCCAGUAGCUUCUGUGUUUUCCUCCACCACGGACCAGUCUUCUGUCAGUAGUGUACCUGUACUAUCUCCAGGCUCUCCAAGAUCCAAGCCCAGGGUAAAACGGACAUCAUCCUCUUCUGACAAACCAAGCAAUAAAAAGCACAAGGUGGUACAUGUCAUGACUGAAUCUUGUGGAGGUCAUCAAGAUAUUCUGGAGUCUGAUUUGGCCAAUGUGCCCCUAUCUUCUAGUGCAGGUUCUAUUCAUGUAAAACUAAAAGCAGCAGUACAAGAUGCUAUGGAAUUUGAUGAGCAGCAGCAUGAAGAUUGUCACCAGGAUUCUGAUUCACCAAGUCAAAUGGGAAUACUGCAACCUAUGGAACCAGUGAACACAGCAACCUCAAAUACAGAAGGACAAGAUGACUUUGUGACUGAAUCUAAAAGUUCAGAUGAUGAUGACACCUUCACUUCUCCACUACUUGCUUUGCUUGAGCAAGAAGAAAAGAGAAGAGAGAUCAGGAGUGAGAAGAAAUCAAAGAAAGGCCUCCUGUUUCAAAUCACAAGUGAUGAUGGGUUUCAGAUCCAGUGUGAUAACAUUGAAGAAGGUUGGAAGGUGUUAACAGAUAAAGUGCAGGAAGCUCGAACAAAUGCCCGUCUGAAGCACAUAUCAUUUUCUGCGGUAAAUGGCCUAAAAAUGCUGGGCAUUUCCCAUGAUGCAGUGGUAUUCCUAAUUGAACAGCUUUAUGGAGCAAAACGUUGCAAGAAUUACAACUUCAAGUUCCAUAAACACCAAGAAGUAGAUGAACUUCCUGUCAAUCCACAUGGUUCCGCAAGGGCUGAAAUACACCAAAGGAAGUCAGCAUUUGACAUGUUCAAUUUCUUGGCUUCAAAACAUCGGCAGCCACCAGAUUAUUGUCCCAAUGAGGAAGAGGAAGAGGAGGUGCAGCUAAAAUCAGCACGACGGGCAACCAGCAUGGACCUUCCUAUGGCCAUGCGAUUCCGGCAUUUGAAAAAGACAUCAAAGGAGGCUGUUGGUGUCUAUCGGUCACCAAUCCAUGGACGGGGCCUUUUCUGUAAGCGAAACAUUGAUGCAGGUGAGAUGGUCAUCGAAUAUUCGGGUACUGUCAUUCGAUCUGUCCUCACAGACAAACGAGAGAAAUAUUAUGACAGCAAGGGUAUCGGUUGCUACAUGUUCCGUAUUGAUGAUUAUGAGGUGGUGGAUGCAACAAUGCAUGGAAAUGCAGCUCGUUUCAUUAACCACUCCUGUGAACCCAACUGCUAUUCCCGCGUAAUAAAUGUGGAUGGGCAAAAGCACAUUGUUAUUUUUGCUGUGCGAAAGAUCUACCGAGGUGAAGAGCUGACAUAUGAUUACAAGUUCCCAAUUGAAGACGCCAGCAACAAACUUCCGUGUAACUGUGGAGCAAAGAAAUGCAGGAAGUUCUUGAACUGAUAAAGACUUGUGGGGGACAAAAAACCCUUUUGAGGUGACUGCCGUGAUUUAAUAGGAUUACCUUGGGGAAAAUAAAAAUUCAGGGAUGGAUAUAGUGGGAUACUUGUACUCCAGUGUGCAACAGCAUACAUUCUUGAUAGAGCACAGUUUUAAACACUAGUGGCAAAAUACUAUUCAAAUGUUUUCCAACAUACAGGCCUAUUUUUAAAAAAAAACACUGCUAAACUGUGUUGGCUGCUGAACUUUUCCAAAACUACACAGCAGGAUGUUAAACAGUUACAGCCUAUUCCAUUCCAAAAAACGUACAGUUCCUUGUUUGAGGCAGCAAUCCUGAAUAAAAUAAAAAUUCCAGUCAAUUAUUGCACCAACACAACAAAAUAACACAAAAUUAGCAGGCAACUUGAGUUGACUCUCAUCUCUGAAAGUCAAAAGUUAAGAUCAAAUUUGACUAAAAAGUAACCUCUUUAACAGUAAUGCACUAGAAAAGGUAGAGGAAAUGCAAGGAGAAUACAGGUUUAAUCUGUGACAUGCGGAUCCUAACCUGGGAGUAGAUUUUUCAUUGCAGUUUUAAAUUUGGGGAAGUAAAAUGAUUUCAUAAAUCCAUCAUCUAAUGAUAGCCACUGCUCAACAGAAGAACUACUAUAAAAACGAGUGGAAUCAUAGGAGGAUCUGUGCAGCCUUGGCAAAGGUCUCUAGUCCCAUGUAAUUACUUCAAUCUAGCAAAUUCACUCCCCUUUCCAGGAGGCAGUUAUCUCAGAUUUUAAGUUGUGAGGCAUUUUUUGGACUCUUGAGUCACUUGGAUUGGCAGAAAAUAAAAGUAACACUAAAGAUUGAAAUUCUGCCUAUUAGGUUCAUUCAUUUUUUUUUUCCCCUUCAGUAUAAUAACUACUGCACUUGCUCUUGGGUGAUUUAAAGAAUCUAAUGGAAGGAAGUUGACUAUAGAAAACAAAAACUUUGAUCACAAACGAGAAAAUCUGCAGAUGCUGGAAAUCCAGAGCAACACGCACAAAAUACUGGAGGAACUCGGCAGGUUAGGCAGCAUUGAUGGAAGGGAAUACUACACUGAAUUGUAACACAGGCCUCUUUAUAGGUAGUAAAGCAUUGCUUGUGUGCUCUCAACUUGUAAUCUUAAAAACCCCAUGUGUUUUGUACACCUAGUUAGUGUUGAUAAUUACACUGCCAGUUUAAAAUGCAUGAGUUUAAAGCAAAAGGCACUAUUUCAUUAUCAGACUCUUAAGCUUUAAAUGGUACCCAUCUAUUAGCAAUGGGAUAGUUAAAUUGUCAUCUUGCCUUUCACCUAUAUAUAACCAUAUAAAUUUAUGGUUUGAGGUUUGUGUAUUGUUAUUUUCUGGUCAAUGGGAAUAACAUUCAAUCAUUUGUAUGAAGGUGGAAAAACUACAGGAGGUAGAUUAAAAAAGCUUAGUCUGCCCUUCUUAAAAUCAUGCUUUUAAAAUCCAAACUUACCAUAAGCGAACAGCAUUUAAAAUAAAAUUCUGGUGUUCAGCAACAAAAUCAUGUUCAUAAUUCUAGAAAACACAUUUAUAUUGGCAAAUUGGUUGGCAUGUCAUUGAACAUUGACAGAGGGAUAAAAGUUUAAACCUAAAUUUUUAAAUACUUUAACAGUGUAUAAUCUCCCUGAAGUGAAGAAGCACUGAUUUAGGAAGUUGAAAAUAAGGAUACUGAGGCACUUUGUUAUUGUACAUUAUACUGACAAAUGGGUGGUUUGUGCUUAUCUGGUGUUUCUUAUUUUGCAGUUUUAACCAUUUAUUUUGAUUAAAGGUUCCAGUAAGCUAUAGAGGUAUGCCUGUGAGAACAUAAAGCACCCAUUUGUUGGUAAUUUAAAAUUUAACUUUUCUGCUUUCCCAGUUAUGCUUAAACACCACAGAGGAAAAAAAAUCCAGUCAUUAGAUCAUACUGAAUUAUCAACUUGGGGAGGUUGAAGGAAGCAGUCAUACUUCCUCAGAAGGCAAAUGUUUUUGUGUGAGUUGUGACCAAAAAAAAUGACAACUUCCACCAUAGCUGACUCCUGGAAAAUAGGCAAUUUCUUUUGACCAAAUGAAUGCAUCUCAGGUGGGUUUCUGGCAGUGAUUUUAAAGACCUUGAUCCCCUGUAUUUUUGCACUGUGUGCUAUUUAGAUAAACGCUAAAAUGAAUGUGUUUGUACUGACUACAAUAGUGUUCCAUGUUUUUAGAUUACAGUUGUUUUCCAUGUUUUCCAAAAUCCAGAUUAUAACUAUCUAAUGUAUUCUAUUAUCCUGAUCACAGAUGCUUCCUCUGCUGUCUAAGUUUCCCAUUGGUUUCAAGAGGGGAUUGGCUUAUCAGGAUGUUGUACCUUAUUUAAAGGGGCACAGUCUUUGUUCAAACUUGAAAAAUCCCAUCGUCACAUCUCCCACCCUUCCAUUCUGUUUUCCCUCCCAAAAGACAAAGGCUGUGUUCCUUUAAGCAAUAAUCUACAGCCAACCAAGCUGAUGGAAGAAAGAUUAUCAGAAUUUUUUUUUCCUUUAGUAAGGUCUACAUUGUCUGGUAUUCCUGUUCAGUUACACCUCUGGACAGAUAUUGGGUAUUUUUCUUUUUGUCGUUGCUCAGUUGCUGCUACUAUUUAAUGACAUCUAACUGCCUUUUGGGACCAUGUUCCUCGCUGCUACAAUAUCAGCUUUUACUAGCCUCUACCACAGGAAAGGGUAGGGUUGACCUAUGAAUGACAAUGCACUUCAUUAAGUACAUGAUUGAAUCACCAGGGCAGCAUACUUAGAGCACAGGAAAGAUGCACCUUCUUAGCAUGGUGUUAAUGUUCAGGUAAUGGGGGUUCUACUGGUUGAGUGGGGUGGGGGGGGGGGGAAUAGUUCUGUAUGCACUGAUAGUCAUGAAGAUGAAUAUGUGCUGUACUAUUGACUGCUGGCUGGAUGGAUAAUGAUAUCUAGCUGAAAAGAUUUUGUUUGUCACUAUUUUUAAUUAAGUUUCAUUGUUGCCAAACAAUUACAGGCAAACUCUAUGAUAGGAAAGAAACCUUGACAAGCAGAUAAUUUGGUGUAUGUAGUUCCUCACUUGUCCCAUUUUCUGACUUGUAGGGCACUUCAAAACAGGGGCAAAGAUUGUUAUUGAUAUGUUGCUCUUUUUAUUUCUUGCUGACUUGUUUCAUUUUAGAUAAUUGAAUGAAGCAUCAAAUUGUAGUCUCAAUUAUAUUAAUGAGUGCAAUGUCCAGAGAUAUUGCUAAGUCCUUUUUAAAUCCAUUGAUUUUAACAAGGUAUAUAAAGUGGUGGUGAAGAUGAGUCAGAGUCUUAACAUUCUUGAGGCUUGACUUCAACAUUCUUCUAUCCAAAAAUAUGUAGUUUCCCUUUCAAAACAGUAGUUUGGUGGCUAUGAUGUUUCUUGUAUGAGCUUUCUACAGUCUUGGUUCAUCUUCCCUGAUUCUACCCUGAAUAAGUGAGAAUGCUACAUUAAAUGGAAUAAGUGCACUAGCAAGGAGCAGAAUCGUUCUGUUCUCAGAAAAUGAUAAUAAAACUGGCCCAAGACCCUGGAACAGGCCUCUCAUGCUCAAGGUAUAAGAGGCUUAAUAGAUUCCCUAAGAGGGAGCGGUUGACUUUCUUGUAAAAUGCAAUGUUUAGUUUUUGUGUGGUGGAUUCCAGGCUCUCGGUUCUGUGGUCUUCCCUUUUCAAACCUAAAUCCUCUUUGAGGGCCAUUUUGUGAAAUGCUGUACUGUGUUCCAUUCAGAAGCAGGGUAGUGGUGAAUCUUUAAGUUGACUAAAGUUCAUUCUCCUUUUUUAAAAAAAUACACUUUUGCAAUUUAACUGAGGAAUACAGAGAUUUUCAAUAGUACUCUUUGUCCUGUUGGUUCAGAGUGGGAUUUUUAUAGAGACUAUGGGUAAUGAGUUAAAACACUGAACAAAAAUUAAUGUAGUUAUUUUUUCCAACUUAUCUCUAACCCAACCAGAAUUUAAAAAAUAUAUUAUUUAUUGAAACUCAUUGGGAUAUAUAGGAAACUUGAAUAUAAUUGUAUUUUUAAAAAAAUCAAUGAGACUGGGAAAGAGGUAGAAAUAAGUAUUUAAGAAUUAAAUAACUGAAAUAGCACAGCAAAGUCAGGUGGUGAUGCCUGAGUAUGUGUACCAAAGUUUUGAUUCAUAGGAAUAAAUGAAUCAUUGGAGUUCUAGUUACUUCUUGUCUGGCCCCCAUUUUUGCAACUAGUUCACCACCCUUUUAAUUCAGUGUCAAGACAUGGAACGGUUGCACAGACAGCUAUGGUGUGUGAUACAGAGUGAGCGCUACAAAAAUUGAGGGGUUUUGCUCUUUCCUCUUCAAAAUAUUGAACUUGAAUAUGGAAAUAGGCUGCAGCUAGACCAGUGACGUGGAAUCUAAAAUUACUUUUCAGAAUGGGAUGGGGAGGGGAGAGCAAUCUGAUGAGUGGAAUUUCUUUGUAGAGAAGUCCUUUGCAUUUACUGGCAUUAUGCCUUUUUAAGUUUUAUUGGCUAGGGUUGAUCAGUGGUGAUCAUGCAUGGCAAGACAGAAGAGAUGACUAGUUGCUAGUUUGCUUUUGUUUACAAAUGCCGCUGCUUUUGUUCAUCCAUGUGACUGGUCAAAGAUGGGAAUACAACUACCAUGCAUCCCAUUGUGUUGGUUUCCACAGGCAGUUAAACUUUUAAACCAUUAUAACCUGCACCACACAGUGUAUAAAUUUCAGUGUUAGGGUUUUUUUUAAGGGAUUUAUUGACAGCAUACCUAAAAUUUAAUGACUUGCCAAUUAACAAUUGAAAAAUUCUGCAUAGUGCAUAUUUUUUUUAGGAUAGUUUAUUUAAUUUGGAAUCAUUUUUUGGAUGAUGUAAUCUUACAUCUAUCUAUAGUUUUGGGGUACUGUUGACAAAUGGCACACCCCAUAUACUCUUCACUCCAAUUUCUGAACAGAGACACUUGAUAUAACAACUUGAAGGCAGUUUAUCAAAUGUGAAUGAAGAGCCAUUUUAGUCUGUAUUUCAAGCUGCCUCUUUUCUGAGGGUGAUGAUAUUAAGGAAGGGUGUUAACUAUGUAUUCACGAAUGCCAGUAGCAGGAUUAGCAUGCAGUACAAAAUAUACUUGUAGAGAAAGAGAUUCCUUAAUGUACCAAUACCCUUGUGUAUGUGGCAGAACUGGUUACAGGGAUACUGAGUGCAUUCAUUACAGCAGUUAUGUGGCUUGAUCUUCAGUUUAAACACCAAAGUUUUGAAAAAUAACUAUUUACACUGCUGUUGUCCUCUUGAACCAUUUUGUAAGGAUAAUUCUCUGUACAGUUAGUAUCUGUAGAAAGCUUUUAUUUUGGAAAUUUUUGCUUCAAGAUUGGGGUGUUGUCUCAUUUUAAAUGGUUUCUACUUGGGUUCUAGAGCAUUGAAACCCGGGAACAAUUCUAUAACUCAUUAGCAGUCCACAACAUAUGGCACUUUUUUUUUGUCUUCUCUUUUUGUUUCAUUUCCUUACUGGAGGAUUUUACCUUGCAGUACUGCAGCAGGGUUGAAAGUACUAAAAAUUUUGUCUCUGUCGUCACCAUGGAACAAUUUAGGCUCAAACCCUUGAGUGUCAGACAAGGAAGGUGUUGCUUUGUAAACUAAUACGGUUUAACUUCCUUUUUCAAUCCAACACAGGACACAGCAGUUUUAAGAUGAAUGUAUCUUUUUCUAAUGACUGAACGUCUAAAUGAAUAAAACACCAUCACAUCAUAAAGCUUAAUGAAAUACAUAAUCAAAUCUGAAUAAGUAGGUUAAUUUGAAGGGCUGGUUCUCACCUAUUCAGCAUCCGUUUCAAAGCAAAUACAAUGUUUACGAAAGUCUGCAGAGAUCAUGUAGGACCGUUAUGUCUUAGCUUAAGAGUACAGAGUUCUGGAUUUUAAUUCAAAAAAGUUUGGGGGGGGGGGGUGAUUGCUUUCAAAGAAAAUAAUACUUUGGUGAUAAUUCCCCAAAAUUUUAAGAUAUUUAAACACUAUUUCUGUUUUUUUUUGUUUCUCAAAUGGAUAGCUGACAAUGUAGCUACUAGAGGGGAAAUACAAAUUAUAAAUUAUUUUUGUUUAAGUUAGGGUACACGUUAUGUCUGUACAACCCUGUUCCUUGUGACUAGAGUGCUUCUCUUCCCUAAUGCCCUCACCGGAACAGAAUUAUAUUUAUAUGUACAUUUUUCCGUUAAUGUGAAUAUAUUUUUGCAUCUCUUUGAGAUGAAUACACAAAGACGUGGUAGAUGUAAAAUGUUCCGGUUCAGAAGAACCUUACUUGAGAAAUUUUUAUUUUUAUUCAUGAGGAGGCUAAUAGUAUCCUUUUUUAAUUAUUUUUUCAUUUUUUUGUUCCUGUACAUUGUUAUUUUUUACAUGGCUCUUGUAAAACAUCUUUACUAUUGGAUUAGUGCAUCAGUGUUAAACAUUAUCAUGGUAAUGAAGGAAUUUUAAUUAUUAAGUAAAACUGAAAGCUAUGCUAAAGAAUGAAUGUAAUAUAUGUAUAUAGUUGUAAAAAUGUUUCUAAGCAUCAUUUUCUAUGCACUUUUUUAUUUAAGUGAUAGUUUAAUUAAUAAACAUGUCCAGUUUAUCCUUGGAGAUACUUUAAAUAUAUUUUGUGUAUUUCA
Hypanus sabinus (Atlantic stingray) is the source of this 18517-nucleotide messenger RNA. RefSeq names its product lysine (K)-specific methyltransferase 2A (gene kmt2a). The record is from RefSeq and is a predicted model, not a curated record. Gene Ontology annotation, biological process: positive regulation of DNA-templated transcription. Gene Ontology annotation, molecular function: DNA binding; histone H3K4 methyltransferase activity; zinc ion binding. Lineage: Eukaryota; Metazoa; Chordata; Chondrichthyes; Myliobatiformes; Dasyatidae. The transcript is spliced from 36 exons. Gene Ontology annotation, cellular component: histone methyltransferase complex; nucleus. Bases 9 to 11948 code for a protein of 3979 amino acids.